ACAUUUUGAUUUCAACUCAAUAUUCAACCCCAGGCUUUGGCUCAUUUGUUUCAAUGGCUAACACCAUUUUUGGAUCAAAUAAUCACCAUAAGAGCAAAGCAGUUCACCUUAUAGGACUGUUUUGUCUCUUUCUGUUGGUAAGCAAGGCUCAAGCAAGGGAGUUCACUGUUGGUAAUUCUAGAUGGGAGGUUCCUGCCACCUCCACACAAAGUUACAAUCAAUGGGCAGAAAAUAACCGUUUCCAAAUUGGAGACUCGCUAGUUUUUGUCUACUCACCAGAUAAGGACUCGGUGCUUGAAGUAACAAAGGACGCCUACGACAACUGCGGUACUGACACCCCGCUGACCAAAUACACGGACGGCCACACCGUCGUCGGCUUGAAUCGUUCUGGUCCAUUCUAUUUCAUCAGUGGAAACAAAGACAACUGCCUCAAGGGUGAGAAGUUGAUAGUGGUUGUCAUGGCAGACAGGAGCAAUAGCUCUGCACCUCCAACUGCUUCCCCACCGACCCCUCCAGCUUCAGUGCCAGCUCCAGCUCCAGCACCCGCCGGGGAGUCCCCUCCCUCAGGAGCGGUGGAGAUUAACCCAACGCCAGCACCUACCGAGCAGCCUCCCCCAACGUCAGCACCUACCGAGCAGCCUCCCCCAAGUGCUGCUUCUUCAACCUUCGUCAGCGUUGCAGGUUCUAUUGGAGCAUUUCUCGCUUCAUCUCUUCUUCUAUCAUUCUAGUCUAGAAAUUUGCUUGGUGAGAGUCAUUUUUUCUUUUUUGGGUCCUUUCAUUUUCAUCAUGAUUUUCCCUAGCUCGAGCUCAUUGAGUUCAGCUGGGUAUUAAUUUCUGAAUAAGCUGUAAACCGAUAGCUAUGGUGUAUGGUGUGUGCUUGUUUGUAAAAUAAAUGGAUUUUCUGAUG
Rubroshorea leprosula is the source of this 907-nucleotide messenger RNA. Lineage: Eukaryota; Viridiplantae; Streptophyta; Magnoliopsida; Malvales; Dipterocarpaceae. The record is from the annotation of a GenBank genome assembly.